Messenger RNA from Setaria italica (foxtail millet), 2531 nucleotides. Its product is annotated as cysteine-rich receptor-like protein kinase 6. The coding region runs from base 190 to 2232 and encodes 680 amino acids. Gene Ontology annotation, molecular function: ATP binding; protein kinase activity. The record is from RefSeq and is a predicted model, not a curated record. The transcript has 5 exons. Gene Ontology annotation, biological process: protein phosphorylation. Lineage: Eukaryota; Viridiplantae; Streptophyta; Magnoliopsida; Poales; Poaceae.
UAAAGCACAAAGCCACAAAAGGGCAGCUGAUGCUUUAAAAAAAAUAGCUUGCACUUUCUAUCAGGCAGGCAAAACAGAUGGGCGAUUGGGCAUGCAACUUGGCAUUGCCAGUUGCUGCUGUCAGUGGGUAGCAUUGCCGCGUGCGGCGGUGGCGCGGCAGUGCGCUAUCUAGUUUACCCGCGUCUACAUAUGCUGAUUCGUUUCGGAACCCGCUCCUUCCCCACCGCGUGCACGAUGGGUCUCCACCACCACCUCCUCACCGUCAUCGCCGCCGUCGUCGCCAUCGCCCUCCUCCCCGGCGCCGCAAGCUACCCGUGGCCGUUCUGCGGCACGGACAACUUCAGGGCCAACAGCAGGUACCAGGCCAACCUCAACCUCCUCGCCGCCACGCUGCCGGGGAAAGCCUCCACGUCCCCGAGCAACCUUUUCGCCACGGCCGCCGCCGGCGCCGGCCGGGACCGGGUCUGGGCCGCGGGGCUGUGCCGCGGCGACGUCAACGCCAGCAACUGCUUCGCCUGCCUCGCGCAGGCCUUCCACGACCUGCCCAACGACUGCUCCUACAACAAGGACGCCACAAUCUACUACGACCCCUGCAUGCUCCGCUACUCCAACACGAGCGUCCUCUCCGCCGCCGACGCCGACCUGUCGGGCCAGUUAGCCUGGUACGCGAUACCUACGAAUGUCACGGCGAACCCGGCCCAGUUCAACCGCGCCGUGGCCGCCCUCAUCAACGCCACCGCCGACCGCGCCGCGCUCAACUCCACGCGGCGGUUCGCCACCGGGGAGGCCGGGUUCGACCAGGAGGUCCCCACGGUGUACGCCGUGGCGCAGUGCACGCCGGACCAGACGCCGGCGCAGUGCCGGCGCUGCCUCGCCGGGAUAGUUGCGGAGUACAUGGGGGAUUUCGAGAACGCUGUUGGAGGCAGGAUCCUCUGGAUCAAUUGCAGCUUCAGGUACGACAGCAAGCCCUUCUUCCGUGGACCGGCGAUGGUGCAGCUCGCGUCACCGUUCCCCGCCGCGCCAGCGCCGGCGCCGGCGCCGCCUGUGCAGCCAACGGUUCAGCCGUCGCCGCUGGGCGGAGGAGUUGAGCUAAAGGGAAGAAAGUACAGUUUGCCGGUGCUUGUUCCUGCUGUUCUGCUGCCUGUUCUAGCAGCCUUGAACCUUGCCAUCUGCCUCUGUUUCUGGAGGCGGCGGCAGCGGAGAUCAAUGGCAGAAGGGAAGAAGCCAUAUCCCAAGUAUUCCGCUGAUGAAGCAGAGGACGGCGAAAUGGUGGACUCCAUGAUGAUCGAGUUGUCCACCCUGCGAGCCGCGACAGGGGAUUUCGACGACAGCAACAAGCUUGGCGAGGGCGGGUUUGGCGCAGUGUACAAGGGCGUCCUCCCAGACGGCGAAGAGGUAGCGGUGAAGCGGCUGUCGAGCAGCUCGACGCAGGGCUUGGAGCAGCUGAAGAACGAGCUGGCGCUGGUGGCCAAGCUGAAGCACAAGAACCUGGUCAGGCUCGUCGGAGUCUGCCUGGAGCAGCAGGAGCGGCUGCUCGUCUACGAGUACGUCCCCAACCGGAGCCUCGACAUCGUCCUCUUCGGUGCCGAGAAUCAGCUGGACUGGGAGCAGAGGUACAGGAUCAUCAACGGCAUCGCUCGGGGCCUGCAGUACCUCCACGAGGACUCGCAGCUCAAGGUCGUCCACCGUGACCUCAAGGCCAGCAACAUCCUGCUCGACGCGAACAUGAACCCAAGGAUCUCCGACUUCGGCCUCGCCAGGAUCUUCAGCCACGACCAGACGCAGGCCGUCACGAAAAGCUUCGUCGGCACCUAUGGGUACAUGGCGCCGGAGUACGUCAUGCGGGGGAACUACUCGGUGAAGUCGGACGCCUUCAGCUUCGGCGUCAUGGUGCUGGAGAUCGUCACGGGGAGGAACAACAACGACAGCUACAAUUCCAAACAGUCCGGAGAUCUCUUGAACACUGUAUGGGAGCAUUGGGAGGCCAGGACGGUGAUGGAGUUGGUAGACCCGUCCAUGAACGGCGGCUUCCCGGAGGGCGACAUGCUGCGGUGCAUCCAUAUUGGGUUGCUCUGCGUGCAGGGAGACCCGGCGGUCCGGCCGGUGAUGUCGUCGGUCGUCAUGAUGCUCGGCAGCGACACGGUGGCCCUCCAGGCCCCAUCCAAGCCGGCGUUCGUCACCAGGAAGGGCGUUGCCAACGCAACCGAUUCGACAGUGUCGCUACAGGGUUAACCGGAACAAUUUUCUUUGCCUUUUUCCUUUUCCAAGGAACAAUUUUCAGUUGAUAGCACCAGAAGAACGACUUGAGUGGUCCGUGUGUCUGUAUCUGUAUAGGUGUGUCACAAAAUGCGCAAGGCCCAUAUGUGUCUUUGAGCCCUUGAUCAAAAAGAGUGGCCCUUCCUACAUUCAAUAUAAUUUGUUAGGAUCUUGGAUUAGAGGUUUCUCAUCAAAGAUUAGAAAACAAAUCCUUAUGGGUACUUCUGUGCUUUGUUAGACUAUUUGGUUGAAUAGAAAUGAGAUGGUGUUCAAAA